This is a messenger RNA of Lolium perenne, 1168 nucleotides long. Its product is annotated as protein RGF1 INDUCIBLE TRANSCRIPTION FACTOR 1. The record is from RefSeq and is a predicted model, not a curated record. NCBI's taxonomy places the organism in Eukaryota, Viridiplantae, Streptophyta, Magnoliopsida, Poales, Poaceae.
UCCGCUUCAAGCUAGCCGAGCCACGACCACGCCGCCUCUUCUUCUGGAAUCUGGACUCUUCCUACCAACCGCCGGCUCCUGGAUUCCCCCUUGGCCCUUGCUGUGCGGCGCGUGUCCAUGGCGAUCGACCACGACUCCCCGCUCAAGGAGCCUCGCCUCAAGCACCGCAGGAUCACGGAAGGUGACGGCGAUGAGCCGGAGGAGGAGGUUGAGGUCCAUGAGGAUGCUACGGGGUCGGAGUCGGAGCGGGCGGUGUCGGCGGCGGCGCACGGGGCGCGGGGGCCUCGAUGGCUGCGCGUCCUGCUGACGACGCGCUUCUACACAACUUGCGAGGCGCACUCCCACUCGCGCACCAUGUUCUGCCUCGACUGCGCCGCCGCCGCGGGCGCCGCCGCGCUCUGCGGCCUGUGCGCCGGCCACGCCCACCUCGGCCACCGCGUCAUCCAGAUCCGCCGCUCGUCGUACAGCAGCGUGGUCCGCGUGUCGGACGUCCGUGGCCUCGUCGACAUGGACGGCGUGCAGACCUACGUCAUCAACGGCGCGCGCGUCGUCUUCCUCAACGAGCGCAGCCUAGGGCACGGCCACAGCCGCCUCAAGGGCAUCCACUACGCCUGCGUCACCUGCCGCCGCGGCCUCCGCGACGCCUGCCGCUUCUGCUCCCUCGGCUGCAAGGCCGCCACCGACGGCAGCACCUACUCCUACUCCCCGUCUCCGUCCCCGCUGUGCAAUGCCUUCGACCAGAGCUGCACGCCGCCGACACCGCUGCUCACCGUGCCGCUGCACCGGCGCAAGGGCAUUCCACACCGGGCACCCUUCGGCAACCUCGUCGUCUGACUUGCUACUAGCCCAGCUGCGGCAGGAUUGCAGUGAAUUUUUGACAGGAAAAGGAGAUUACUGAGUAGAAUUUCAUUACUGCUUACUAGAUAUUAUCACAUCAUUAGAACAGGAAAUCUUAUGCUCUGCAACUUCUAGUCUAGCCUUUAACUUCGGUAGUAAUGUUCUUAGGUGGUGCCAUAAGAAAUUUUGGGUGUCAUGAGAAUUAGCUAGCAUGAGCAGUAUGGCGACAAUGGAGUACUUUUCUGGUGACUCUUGCAGAAGAUCUGUAUGUAAGCAUGGUUGCAUGCUAGUAGAAGAGGAGAUUAGAGAUGGGAGCAUCUUGCUAAAUCUA